AUGGAAGCGACAUGUUCAAAGAAACUUUGGCAAAUCGUUUCCGUGUUAAGAUGCCGUAAUUCGAGUAUUACCCAUCUGCACGUAUAUGGAACAACUGCUGGUCCAAGAGAUGAAGUGAUGCAGAAAGUUAUUGAAGAAGUAAAGGAGAAUGAUGAAGUUAUGGUUCUGCGCGUGAACUGUUACGUGAAUCACAGAUCUCACAAGUUGUUUUGCCAAGGCCUAUAUAAUUUGUUGCCACAUUCAAAAUCUGGAAAAAAGAUUGAAAAUCUGGAAAGUGUAUUUGAGGAGUGUAAGGCGGAACUGCAAUAUGUGAAGUCGGUCGUUAUGGUUAUCGUUUUGAAUAACUCCGAAAUGUUGCUCAACUUUCCACCGAGCUUUUUGCAGGCACUCUUUUCCAUUCCUAAAAAGUAUGGUGGCACAGUUAAGUUGGUGUCGGUUGCUCGACUACCGUGGACAAGGUUUGAAAUUACCGAACAUAUAUCGUCACCCGUGCAAUUUGCUUUUGAAGCGUUAUCGAAAGGUGAGGUUCAGGAGGCACUGUCAGCAAGGCUCAAUUUUGACAACAAUUUUGUUCGAUGUAUGCUAGAUAUGGUUUAUUCUGUGUGUCGUGACCUGAACCAGUUGUCAUACAUUAUCGAAAAACUGUGGGACACAGGAACGAGUGAUGAGAAUUGGGCAAAUAGUGCAGCAUCAAAUAAACUGAAGACAUGCUAUACAGCUAGAGGACAAAAUAGAACCGAUGAGUUGUUCUAUCGUAGCGAGAAAAGACCUGUGGAAGAUGCACAAACAUUUUGUCUGUCAACAAGUGCGAAGUAUUUACUUAUCGCAGCUUACUGUGCAAGUUAUAAUCCUCCUAAUAGUGAUCGUCGCUUUUUUACUAAGAAUCAUGGGAAACAGAGACGUCGUGUACCGACAACAAAAGGAUUGCGGAACAACUUAGAAUCAGCUCAUGAGACUGGUCCGAAACCGUUCCCGGUGCAAAGAUUGCUUUUCAUCUAUCUUGCUAUGCUUGAAAAGCAUGACAUGAGAAACCACUGCGCUGCUGAUAUCCAUGCACAAGUUGCAGAGCUGUGUGCAAUGGGUUUUUUGAACCGGGUUUCUGCUGAUGGAAAUCUUGAUACUCCAAAGUAUCGUUGCAUUGCAACUUUUGAAUUUUCGGAGCAGUUGGCCAGGACAAUGGGUAUCGAAAUUCGUGAUUUUCUUAUUGAUUUCUCGUCAUAA
Messenger RNA from Brugia malayi, 1221 nucleotides. RefSeq lists its product as uncharacterized. The record is from RefSeq and is a predicted model, not a curated record. Gene Ontology annotation, biological process: DNA replication initiation; DNA replication. Gene Ontology annotation, cellular component: nuclear origin of replication recognition complex; nucleus. Gene Ontology annotation, molecular function: DNA replication origin binding. The transcript has 9 exons. Bases 1 to 1221 code for a protein of 406 amino acids. Lineage: Eukaryota; Metazoa; Nematoda; Chromadorea; Rhabditida; Onchocercidae.